GAGUGGAAGGAGAGAGAGAAGAGAAGAGAGUGAAGAUGGAAAGAGAAGGAGAAAGAGAGAGAAGGGUGGAGAAGAAGGGGAAGAAGAAGAAGCAGGUGCUGUUGGAAGGGUACGUGGAAGAGGAUCUUGCAAGGAGCAAGAGUCUGUCGGACGAGGAUCUGGAGGAGUUGAAGGGGUGUUUGGAUCUGGGGUUUGGCUUCAGCUACGACGAGAUUCCGGAGUUGUGCAAUACCCUGCCGGCACUGGAAUUGUGCUAUUCCAUGUCUCAGAAAUUCAUGGAUAACUCGCCGCCUUCACCUUCGCCGUCGCAGUCGCAGUCGCCGUCGCCUCAAUCGCUGUCGACAUCGAUUGCGAAUUGGAAAAUCUCGAGUCCCGGUGACCAUCCGGAGGAUGUGAAGGCGAGGCUGAAGUUCUGGGCGCAGGCCGUUGCGUGCACUGUGAAACUGUGCAGCUGAGUAUUCUUUCAGCGAUUCCUUCAUUGAUUCCUUGAUUUACCUGGAGACGACGGAGAUGCGAUCGAUGAUGGGUGGAGAUGAAGGGUUCUGUUUCUUUUCGCCUCUCAGAGUAACCCUAACCCUCAUUUCACAAUAUUCACAGCCUUAGGCGCAGCCCUGGGCACCGGCAUCAUCUUGUCACUUGUUAAUUAAGAUCAUAUUUCAAUAAAAAUUUUAUGUUCUAUGUUUCGGAUCUACUACUUCUCAUGUUGUUCCUUCUUCUGUUGCAACUCGAUUCAAACCAACCGUAGAUACUGUUUUUUGUGCAGCGGUUCGGCAUCUACUUGUUGCAUCACCCUAGUGUAUGUUGUCGCCUAGGGAGGAAAAACCAGGUGAAGUGAAGCCAUUGGCAUUGCUUGCUCCCAGAUUUUCCCUCACUCUGGAGACCUCAAAACUAAUCGGAGAUGCAAUUCUGAUAACUCAAUCUUAGCGAUGAUGGCUGCAGCAGUAUAAUUGAAUCUUACAAAUCGUCUCGUUUGAUAAAAAGAAAAAAACUUUCGUUUCUACCCAUCAUGAUCAGUGACCAGAAUCUAUGGGAAACGACAAGGAUUCUUCACGAGACGAUUCACGGAUGUUCAUUUGUUAGGAGUGCGCCUUUUCAGACAACGAACUGAUUCGAUGUAAUGAGCUUUUGUAUUGUACAUAAAUGUCUCAGGAAAUUAGAAUGUUUUGGCGUGUCACGUGAUCCAUAGUGAGUUGGAGCAAAUAAUGAGGAGUGCCUUAUGUUGAUACGUGAUACUUUGAAACAGAUAGAUGCCAAUUCAGAUCAGAAAGACAAAGUCUCACACAAGACCCAACACCUGUCUUAGACGUGAAGAACUCAAGACAAUAAUAAUAUAUAAUAAUAAUUCGUGAA
Vigna unguiculata (cowpea) is the source of this 1350-nucleotide messenger RNA. RefSeq lists its product as uncharacterized. The record is from RefSeq and is a predicted model, not a curated record. Lineage: Eukaryota; Viridiplantae; Streptophyta; Magnoliopsida; Fabales; Fabaceae.